AUGAUUAACUUAAGUUAAAUACUAGAAGGUGAAAAUGGUGAGAUGACAUUUUGUGAAGAUGCUAGUUAAGUUGAUUUAGAAGAUAUUCUAUAAGAAGAUGAUGAUAUUAGAGAACAAUUGAAUCAUUUGAAUAGUGAUUCUUAGACUUUGGAAUGUAAUAAUCAGAAUAAUGAAUCAUUUAUUUGUGAUUAAGAAGAAUUCAUUUCUCCUAUUUAAAUAAUGUCUACAGGACAUCAUUCAAGAACAUUUGGAAUUUCAACUAAUUAUUUAAUCAAUUAUAGGGACAGAUAGCUAUCAUUAUUCUCGAAUAAUAAGAAUAAUAAGACUAUCUAAAUUUAAGAUGUAUCAUAUAUUUCAGUCAAAGGUUAAAUAAUAGCUGUGGGAUUUGAAAAUGGUUAAAUUUAAAUUUAUGAAGGAAGUCAAUUGAAAUUAGUUCAUAAAAUAUAAGAGCAUUAAACAACUAUUAUUGGUUUAAAUAUAGUAGAUGUAUAAGCAAAUGAAGUUGUGAUGGCAUCGUCAGAUUUAGAUGGCAAUGUCAAAUUAAUUAGAGUAGGAUAGAAUUUAUUCAGGAGUAAAGUUGUUACUAAUACUAUAUUGAAUAAAUUUGAGUAUCCUGUCACUUAAUUAAUCUCUUAAUAAUUCAAAUAUUCUGAUUCUGAUAAAACUAGCUUAUUAUUGACAUUAGCUAAUAGCAAUAUGGUUAUAACAUUAUCCAUCAAUCCAGAAGUUAAGGUAGUACAUGUUUUUGAUAAAUAAAAAUCAAAUAAUGAUUUACAUUGGGGAAAAUGUCAUUAUGAAGGUAAUUAAAUGUAAUUGUUAUCUAUCUAAUGGAAUUCAUUCAUUCAAUUAAUUACUUUCUUAGAGAAUUCUCCAUGGUAUUUUUCAUUCUAUUCUGCUGAUUCAUAAUUAAUUGGAGCUAAAUUUAUCUCAGAAAAUUUAAUCAUUGCUGCUACUGAAGGAUAAUUUCUAGUACUCUACAUUCCAUAUUUCUCUAAAGGCAAAUAUUGUUUUAAAUCAGACAGCAAAGCAAAGAUUUCUAAUACUAAUUUUCAUUAAAAUAUUUAUUGUCUAAGAGCAAUAAGCAAUGUAAUCUAUUUCAUAUCAGAAAAUAAACUAUAUUCAUUACAUGCAUUAAGUUGGUUAUAAUAUCUUAAAUCAUUAAUUCAAAAUGAUUCACCGUAAUGGUCAAUUGCAUUAAGAUUUCUGGUCUAAGUUUAUAGAGGAAAAGUUAAAGGAAUGCCAAAUUUAGAAUUAGAAGAAGAUAGAACUGCUAUAUAAACCUUGGCUCCGACUUUAAUUACUAGUAUAACUAAUUCUAAAAUGAACAGAGAAUUAAUAUCAGCUGUCAUUUAAUUUAUCCUUCUUUGCUAAAUUCCUUAACACUUGAUUAUUGUUAAAUCCGGAUGUGAAAAAUAAUUCGUCUUAGAAGAUUAUUACAAAGUUUUAGAACUUCACCUUAAAAAGAUAACAUAAUUACCGAAAGAGAUUUUCUUUGAUUUAGCAAAUAAAUUUUCUCCUGAAUCUUUUCAAUAAUUAGUAAUAAAUUUAGAUUUAAAUUCAAUUGAUAUUGGAUAUACUUAUGAUGUUUGUUUGAAUAAAGAGAUAUAUACUCCACUACUUUAUAUAUGUCCAAGAAAAGAGGAAGAUUUUUUAACUCCUUUAAACAAAAUGUUCGAGAAGCAUAAAUAAGAACUUUAUGAAAAGUGUUUAUGGUUUAUUGAAAUAACUUAGAAAUAAAUUUUAUUUCCAAAUGAUUAAAUACCUUUAGAGAUUUGGAAGAAAGCUGUUAGAUAAUAAAUGUUAUGGUUGAUGGAAGUAUUGGAUGUUUUUUAGAGUGAAAAGAUGUUUCAAAUACUUAGUACUUAUCUUAAAUAACCUUGUAUUGGUGCUUUGCAUCAUGAAUCCGUGUAUUCAUAUUUCAAUAUUACCUAAGAGAAUUUAUUGGCUACAAAGAUAUUUGAAUAAGUAAGCAGUAUUAAAUAAUCACAUUUACUUUAAUAUUUGAUGUUUAUCAGUAAGAUUAUUGAUUAGAUAAAAGUAAAUGAUCCAGAGAAAUUAUUACUAUAGAUAUUUGAAAUUAAUAAAUCUUACAUUGAUAAUUAUGUUGCAAUGCCAGAAGAUUUAGAUCAAAUCUUAUAAAUUAUUUAUUAUUUAAUGCCUCAUACUUAAUUAAUUGAAUAAGCAUAUGAAAGUAAAUGUGUUGAUUAUAUUGCUUAUUACUUUUUGUCUCAAAAUUAAUUAAACUAGGCUAUAAAUAUAUUUUUUAAUUAUGAAGAAUUUAAACUUAGAGUUUAUAAAUGGCUUGAAUAUUAACCAUAUGAUCCUUUAAUGUUAGAUCAUCUUGAUAAACUACUAGAAUUAGAUCCUGAAAAGUGUGCUAAAGUAUUUUAAAGCUGGCCAAUUGAGACUCUAUAAAAAUUAAUUAUUUAUCAACCAAAAAGAGAAUUACUUCAUGUAUUCAAAUAUUUAUCAAUUGAUCUUUCAUAAUUUCUUUAAUUAAAAUUAAUUGAAUUGAUAAGUAUUCAUGAACCUGAAAAUACAAUUUCCUGGCUUAAAAAUAGAUAAUAUCAAUUAGAAGAUGUUGAAUAAAUAUUUUAAUAAACUAAUAAUAUUGAAGGUUUAGGAUAUAUAAUGGAAUAGAAAGGACUUUAUUAAGAAGCUAUUGAUAAUUAUCUCUAGAUUUAUAAAGAGGAGUCUAGAAAUUAUAUUCUGUCUUUUAGAAAUUAAGAAAGAGUAACACAAUUAUUUUCAAAUUUAAUGAGAGCUACCAAAAUAGCUGUCUAAUCAGCUGAUUAUCAUUAGGAAUUAUAUUUAUAUAUAGCACAUCAAAUAUUUAAUCCUAUGAUGCAUUAAACUCAUUGGUGUAAACUUAAAAGAUCAUAUGUUUUUAAUCAAUAAUUUAGUUAGCUUUUUAUGCAUUUAUUUCGUUACUCUCCUACUGAAUUGAUUAAAAUUAUAGAACUAAAUCAUGAAACAUUUAAUUAAGUACAUUUCAAAAGUAGUUUUAUUACUGUUUUUAAAGAAUUUGGAUAUGAAAAAUAAUUAGUUGAAAAGAUAUCUUAAAUUAUCAGAAAUGAUAAUAUUAAAUUAUUAAAAUUACUUUAUUCAUUAAUCAAUAAGUCAAAUCUAUAUGAAAUAUCUUGUAUUGAAUGUUAAUAACCAUACACUUAAGAUUAAGUUAUUCUUUUGAAAUGUGGUCAUACUAUUCAUCCUUUUUGUUUAGAAAAUAAAUAUUGCCCUAUUUGUCAGAAUAUAUCAACUUAAUCAUGUAUUUAUUAAAAUCUAUUUUAUUAGUACUUGAAAGCAUUGGAGUAGAAGAAUUAAAGAAAUCUAUAUUGAAAUCUAAAGUGGAUAAUUAACAAUUACAAUUAUUGAAGAAUGUUGAUGAUAUUGAUUUGGAAGAUAAUUUUAUUACAUCUACAACCUAAGAUGAUAAAGAAAUUACAGAAUUAAGGUUAUUAAAUAAAUUGGAUAUAUAUGAUUAAUUAAUUGAUUCUGCAUUACAAUAGGUAUUAUAAUAUAUAAUAAUUUUAGUACAAUUCAUUUUUGGAUUCAUAUUUUUGA
This is a messenger RNA of Paramecium sonneborni, 3564 nucleotides long. NCBI's taxonomy places the organism in Eukaryota, Ciliophora, Oligohymenophorea, Peniculida, Parameciidae. The record is from the annotation of a GenBank genome assembly.